AUGCCGGGCCAGACGACUCAUUGUCGCGCCUUUUACGAUGCAAUCACUCAGUUCAGCUCAACCAUCAGGCUUCAAGUGGUUCCUGACGACUUCCGUGAUACUUCGUGUGCCAACUCAAACUUCCUUUUCGUGAACUCAUGCAACGAAAUAGAGAUCAUUUGCUUCAAGACAACGUUUUUGAAACUUUUCAAUGAAGCGCAUCUCUAUUUUAAUGCAUUCAAAUCAGAAAGGAAUUAUCCGCUCAACCAAGAAUCUUACUUGGCGUCAGUGGCACUUUUGUUCACUUCUCCUGAAAAUCGUUCCGCCUUGAACUGUCACGAUAUUAUCAUUUCAAAAGUUUUAGAGACCGAACGAGAAGCAUAUACCGAUUACUGGUCAAUACCCUCUAUUUUUUUGCAAAAGGAAUUCCUCUUCCUGAGAGCGUUACUGACUUGUUCGCUUAAUCGCAUCAAUAAAUCCUCAUCUUUAUGGUUACUUCUGAGAAAGAUAUAUGUUAUUUAUAAGGAGCGAUUUUCAAUACUGAAUUUGGAUUUCCAAAGUGUCUUCCAACGUUCUGCUGAGCAGCAUUUCUCGAAUUAUUAUUGCUGGAAUACGGUGCGUUGGUUCUAUGACGUUGAAGGUAUAGAAAGCAAAUUGGCACUUCUGAAUCAAACAAAAGAAUUCUCGUUCAAGCACAUAAAAGAUGUCUCAGCUUGGUCUGCACUCGCUUACAUGGCUUGCAGAACACACUCCCGAGAAGAAUUUCAUGAUUCAGAGUAUCGGAGACUUGGUUCUCACUUUCAAGUUGAAAUUCAAAGAAAUGGUUUCAAAAAUGACACGUCCCUACUGCCUAAAAGAUUGAGUUUAAUUGAAGAGAUCAAAACUUACAUUGAGUUAGCAGAAGUCAGAGAAUGGCCACCUUAUUUUUGUCUUUGGUGCCUCAUGAGUCUCGAGGGAAAGAAUAAGGUUCUAGAUAUAUUCGAGGACUGGUACAAUCAAUUGUUAGAUUUUGAGAGAAUCUACGGAAGAGUUACAGCAAUCGAGUCUGUCGGAAAUCAACCCCAGGUACAAGACACGAUUUCGCACACGCUAAUUGAGGUCAUGUCGAAUAAAAAGAAAUUGCUUCAAAAAUUGAAUAUCAAUUUUUGA
Molecule: messenger RNA, 1128 nt
Organism: Lachancea mirantina
Lineage: Eukaryota; Fungi; Ascomycota; Saccharomycetes; Saccharomycetales; Saccharomycetaceae
Source: the annotation of a GenBank genome assembly